Molecule: messenger RNA, 1255 nt
Organism: Phialemonium atrogriseum
Lineage: Eukaryota; Fungi; Ascomycota; Sordariomycetes; Cephalothecales; Cephalothecaceae
Product: putative nitrilase family protein
Exons: 1
Coding region: 65-1129 (354 amino acids)
Biological process (GO): L-glutamine metabolic process; oxaloacetate metabolic process
Cellular component (GO): mitochondrion
Molecular function (GO): omega-amidase activity
Source: RefSeq, a predicted model, not a curated record
CGAGAAGAUGCCGAUGUCGAUGGGGUAAAACGAUGGUGAUUGAAGAUACCACAGCCCUCCGCUGAUGACAAUGUUGAGGACCUUCCGAGCAUUCGCCCACACUCUUCCCUCACUAUCGCCGCGAGUCGUACGGGAACCCCUCCGACCCCUGGUCCGCAAGAUGGCCGCCUCGACCCACGCCCCGGUCCUCAAGCAGCCGGUCAAGCUCGCCUGCAUCCAGCUCGCCAGCGGGCCCGACAAGGCGGCAAACCUCGCGCGAGCGCGGGACAAGGUCAUCGAGGCAGCCCGGUCGGGCGCCAAGGUCAUCGUCUUACCCGAGUGCUUCAACUCGCCCUACGGCUGCGACUACUUCCCCUCGUACGCUGAGCAGCUGCACCCCCUGCCGCCGCCGCCGGAGCGGAGCCCCAGCUUCGCCGCCCUCUCGGCCAUGGCGCGCGAUACGAGCACUUACUUGAUCGGGGGCUCGAUACCGGAGGUCGUCACGACGACGACGGCGGCGGCGGCGGGGGGCGCUGCCGGAUCGACGACGACGACGACGACAUACUACAACACGUCGCUGGUGUUCGGCCCCGACGGCAACCUGCUAGCCACGCACCGUAAGGUGCACCUCUUCGACAUCGACAUCCCGGGCCGGAUCCGGUUCCAGGAGUCCGACGUCCUGUCGCCUGGCAACAAGGUCACGGUCGUGGACCUUCCGGGCUACGGGCUGAUCGGGCUCGGCGUCUGCUACGACAUCCGCUUCCCCGAGCUGGCGACCAUCGCCGCCCGGCGCGGCUGCUUCGCCCUCGUGUACCCGGGCGCCUUCAACCUGACGACGGGCCCGCUGCACUGGCGCCUGCUGGGCCAGGCCCGCGCCGUGGACAACCAGCUGUACGUGGUCCUGUGCAGCCCCGCCAGGGACAUGAGCGCCACGUACCACGCGUGGGGCCACAGCUUGAUCGUCGACCCCAUGGCGCAGGUGCUGGUGGAGGCGGAGGAGGGGGAGGCUAUCGUGAGUGUGGAGAUCGACGGAGCGAAGAUCGAGGAGGCGAGGAGUGGGAUCCCGCUCAGGGAUCAAAGACGGUUUGACGUCUAUCCGGAUAUAAGUAAUGGAGAGGGGGUCAAAUUUGAGGAUGAGGGUCAGGUAUGACAGUGAGGUUGUGUAAAUAAAAGAUGAACCGAGGGUCAAUAGUGUUUGUACUUGGGCUGUUUUUUUCAAGGCUGUAGGUAGAUUAUAGCUUCUCUACCAAGCUGCCACCCCAAAAACAGAUGGUUU